CCCUCUCUGGCGCAGGAGAUUCCUGUUGAGUCUUAGUCCUGUUGGCUUUAUAAACGAGAGGAAAAAGAGUCUGGAGCGGGAGAGGCUGCAGGGAGACAAAGGCCUGUCUGUCUUUACAGAUGACAUUUUCUUGUUCUCUUCUGCCCUGAAUGUUUCCAAAGCAUGCAGGCAACAAGCUUAUUAAUUUUGGUGGGAUUUAUAACGGAGUUUCAAAUCUUCUCGAGAGCCUCUUCUCCAGUCAACUGCCAGUGGGACUCCUAUGGCCCUUGGUCAGAAUGUAAUGGCUGUACCAAGACUCAGACUCGAAGGCGUUUGGUUGCUGUUUAUGGGCAAUAUGGGGGUCAUCCAUGUGUAGGAAGCGCUUUUGAAACACAGUCCUGCAGCCCUGACCGCGGCUGUCCAACUGAAGAGGGCUGUGGGGAACGUUUUAGAUGUUUUUCAGGGCAGUGCAUCAGCAAAUCGUUGGUUUGCAAUGGAGAUUCUGACUGUGAGGAAGAUGGCGCUGAUGAAGACAGAUGUGAGGAAUCAGAAAGAAGACCUUCCUGUGACAUUGAUAAACCUCCUCCCAACAUAGAACUUACUGGCAAUGGUUACAACGCACUUACUGGAGAGUUUAGGAACAGAGUCAUCAACACCAAAAGUUUUGGUGGCCAGUGCAGGAAAGUGUUCAGCGGGGACAGAAAAGAUUUCUACAGACUAAGUGGAAAUGUCCUCUCUUACACAUUUCAGGUCAAAGUAAACAAUGAUUUUAACUAUGAGUUUUAUGACAGUAGCUGGUCUUACAUAAAGCAAACAGCCACAGAUCAUACAUCUUCCAGUUCAAACAGGUUCUCUGUGUUUUACUUCUCAUCAUCUAAUGAUCAAAAGGAGUCUUCAGAUACCAAGAAAAUCUACAUGGAAAAGAGUUAUAAAUUGUUGGUUGUUCAUAACAGUGUUGAAGUGGCCCAGUUCAUUAAUAAUAAUCCUGAAUUUUUACAACUUGCCGAGCCAUUCUGGAAGGAACUCUCCCAUCUCCCCACUCUGUAUGACUACAGUGCCUACCGACGGUUAAUUGACCACUAUGGGACACAUUAUCUGCAGUCUGGGUCCUUAGGAGGAGAAUAUAGAGUUCUAUUUUAUUUGGAUUCAGGAACCAUCAAACACAAUGGUUUUGGGUCAAGCCAAGAGAAGGCAUGUUCUUCUUCAGAUUUGCAAUUAUUUUUUGGAGCAUCAGCAGAUCAGAGAUGUAAGGAACUGGAAAAAGCUUUCAGGUCCACUUCAGGAAGCCAGAGCAGCGUCCUUCGAGGAAAGGCACUUGUCAGAGGUGGAGCUCCUACCUUGCACGCUGACCUUAGUUUACUGGAGCUGAACAAUCCCACUAGAAACAAGGAGCGCUACAUGGCCUGGGCCAACUCUGUAACCAACCUUCCCCAAGUCAUAAAACAAAAGCUGACGCCAUUGUAUGAGCUGGUCAAGGACGUGCCCUGUGCCUCUGUGAAAAGACUGUACCUAAAGCGGGCUCUUCAGGAGUAUUUGGAUGAAUCUGACCCCUGCCAUUGCCGGCCUUGCCAGAAUGGUGGCCUCGCUGUUAUUGUUGGGACACAGUGCCAUUGUCAGUGCAAACCGAACACAUUUGGUGUGGCGUGUGAGCAAGGAGUCCUUGUCGGCGAUCAAGCAGGAGGAGUCGAUGGAGGUUGGAGUUGUUGGUCCUCUUGGAGCCCCUGUGUUCAAGGCAAGAAAUCAAGGAGUCGAAAAUGCAACAAUCCCCCUCCCAGUGCGGGUGGAAAAGACUGUAUUGGAGAAACAAGCGAAAGCAGUCAGUGUGAAGACCAGGACUUGGAGAACUUACGAUUACUUGAGCCACACUGCUUUCAUUUGUCCUUGGUUCCAAAAGAAUCCUGCCCAUCACCCCCUGCCUUAAAAGAAGGAUUUGUUCAAGGCGAAGGUACCAUGUUUCCUGUUGGGAAAAGCAUAGUAUAUGCUUGCAAUGAAGGGUAUGCUCUUAUUGGAGAUCCUGUUGCCAGAUGUGGAGAAGAUUCACAGUGGCUUGUUGGAGAAAUGCAUUGUCAGAAAAUUGCCUGUUCUCUACCUGUACUGAUGAAAGGCAUGAAGAGUCACCCCCAGAAACCUUUUUAUAUGGUUGGUGAGAAGGUGACCCUUUCCUGUGUGGCUGGCAUGUCCUUAGAAGGUCCUUCAGCGUCCCGUUGUGGCUCUAGCCUUAAAUGGAGUCCUGAGCUGAAGAAUUCCCAGUGCGUGCAAAAAUUUGCUACCACUCUACCACCGGCAGCUCCACCUGUAUGUCAGCCCUGGGAGAAACUGCAGAACUCAAAAUGCGUCUGUAAAAUGCCCUAUGAGUGCGGACCCUCCUUGGAUGUAUGUGCUCAAGAUGAGAGAAGCAACAGGAUAUUGCCUCUGACCAUUUGCAAGAUGCACGUUCUCCACUGUCGGGGAAGAGCUUACACUCUUGCCGGCAAGGACAGCUGUGCUCUCCCUGCCUCCUCAGAGGAGAAAUCCUGUGGUGCAUGUCCACCAUGGAGCAAGUGUGAUGCCCAGAACAGCAAAUGUAUCUGCAGAGAAGCAUCGGAGUGCCAGAAGGAAGGGUACAGCAUCUGUGUGGAAGUGGAUGGCAAGGAGGAGACAAUGUCUGAGUGUGAGGCAGGCAUCUUAAGAUGCAGAGGGCAGAGCAUCUCCAUCACAGCCAUACGGCCUUGCACUGAAGAAGCCCAGUAGGUCCCGGGGGGCCUUGUCCUCUUCAUCUGAAUCUAGUGAGCGGUGGAUGCCAAGUUAACACAUCUGUAACUGCUCCGUAGAUCACUUUCCCAGCAUGAAGGCACAUCUCUUCCUCAUUCCUCUCCAGUAUUUACUUUUCCCUUCUGUGUUCA
Messenger RNA from Acomys russatus (golden spiny mouse), 2861 nucleotides. RefSeq names its product complement C7 (gene C7). The record is from RefSeq and is a predicted model, not a curated record. The transcript is spliced from 18 exons. NCBI's taxonomy places the organism in Eukaryota, Metazoa, Chordata, Mammalia, Rodentia, Muridae. Gene Ontology annotation, biological process: immune response. Gene Ontology annotation, cellular component: membrane attack complex. The coding region runs from base 163 to 2709 and encodes 848 amino acids. Gene Ontology annotation, molecular function: protein binding.